GGAGCUUGGGAGCUUGAGUCAGAAAGAAUAGUAGCCGAACCAGUGGUGGAUUGGUAAACAGCAGGUGCUUUAAAGUUUCAUCGUUCACCACCUGCGCUAUCACGUGACCUGGCUCACCAAUGGAAGAGACGUCCGACCCCAAUGUCGACCAAUCUGAGGGCGAUCUUUGGGCAUUUGGAAGAGUGACUUAACAAAAGAAAAGCGUUCGUUACGUCGAGGAUAUUGAAUUGAAUGCAUUGUACCAAUUUGAAGCUCAGUUCAUGGCGACAUCCGACAGUUAUGACGUGCUAUCCGUCGUGUGUUUGAUCGGACACAUAUAGGGCAUUACUAACGAAGAAGGAGUUUUUUUCGCAUUAAGAACGAAAUAAAAGUGGAAUGGAGAAGAGGGGACUUCUUUCCACGCUUCUUGUCUUUAUGUGCGUGGGCCUCACCUCUGGAUUUAGUGGAGAUCAAAAGGGACCUAAUUUUGAGAAUGCCAUGAAUACCAACCAUCCGGAGAUGCUCCUUGCCUUGGAGGGAAUGGUUCAUAAAUUGAUAGAAGCGCGAACGAAUGACUCAAGAGUGUGGAAAGAAAUUGAGUUCUUAGAAAGUGAAGUGAACUUGCUCCGCAACGAAUUGAACGGCUUAAGGGAAAAUCUCAAAUCGUGCCGAGAAUCUCAAAACGUACAAAGAGCGGCGGAAAACGAUCACGUCACUUUAAAAUGGAUGCAAUCCUCGGUGAAAGAGUUGCAAACCGAAGUGACCGAGUUGGCCCAAGUUGCCACUCAAGAUCGAGAGCUCUGGCGAUCUUCAAUUCAAGCAUGGACAGGAAACCAAUCGAACUUGGCCAGGGAAAUCGACGUCCUCAAUCACGAGGUUAUCACAUUAAAAGUGGCGAAUGAACGGGCAAUUGCCAAGACAGAAAACUCGAAUUACGUUGCCAACCCGACAGAAGCGCAGCACGAUCACAAACCCUGUGGUAAACAUAAUCACCAUCAUCAUCAUCAUCAUCAUCUGAAACCUCAUCGGGAUCAUCAUCGAAACCAUUCUCAUUUAUGCGGUAUCCAUCGCGUCUACAAGAUCCGUUCAAAGAAGCAAAUCAGUCGCUAUUUCAACGAAUUUUCCGAAACCGUCAGCAGCUUGUCAGAGGCUCAAAUGGAACAACAAAGGGUCCUAAAGAUCCUUUCCAAUAGAUUAGACUAUUUAAAUGAAACGCAUCGGAGCGAGAAGGAAUCCAAGGCAAGAGCUGAGAAAUAUCUGUUCCAAGACGUCUACACUAAAAUAUCCAAUUUGGAUGAGCAAAUUCAGAAUGGAACAAAGAUGGAGAAACAAGCGCCGAAAAGCCACGAAAGCCACCAGACUUUGAGACACCAAAUGGAAUCGAUAUCCAAGGAACAGAAAAACUUGGAAUUCUCAAUAGCCCAGACCAGCCGCUUACUUACGCACGAUUUGGAAGAUUUAAGAACGGAACAAUUGAGAUUGUGGAACACCUUGGCAAAUUCGGGAGCCAAUCCCCAAAGCAAGGAAAAAAGGCCAUUAGCCAAAUAG
Tigriopus californicus is the source of this 1527-nucleotide messenger RNA. Its product is annotated as lateral signaling target protein 2 homolog. The record is from RefSeq and is a predicted model, not a curated record. Bases 376 to 1527 code for a protein of 383 amino acids. The transcript has 4 exons. Lineage: Eukaryota; Metazoa; Arthropoda; Copepoda; Harpacticoida; Harpacticidae.